Molecule: messenger RNA, 1965 nt
Organism: Lottia gigantea (owl limpet)
Lineage: Eukaryota; Metazoa; Mollusca; Gastropoda; Lottiidae
Exons: 19
Coding region: 1-1965 (654 amino acids)
Biological process (GO): protein processing
Cellular component (GO): plasma membrane
Molecular function (GO): metalloendopeptidase activity
Source: RefSeq, a predicted model, not a curated record
AUGUGUACUACCACAGACUGUGUUCGAGUUGCUAGUAGAAUACAUGACGCUAUAGACUAUAAAGUUAAACCUUGUGAUAAUUUCUAUGAAUUUGCUUGUGGAACGUGGAAGAAGAAGAAUGUUAUACCUGAAGAUAAGUCCGCAUACAGCAGCUUUGAUUUAGUAGCUGACGAUGUUAAUGUUAUUCUGAAAAAUGCAUUAGAAGACAAAGAAACAGAAGCAGAUAUUGAGCCUGCCAAGAAAGCCAAAAGAUUAUACAGAUCUUGUUUGGAUACAGAAAAGAUAGAGUCACUUGGUACCAAACCCUUAGAUGAUUUCAUACCAAAAAUUGGUGGAUGGCCAGUUCUGAUGUCCAGUUGGUCAGAUGCUGGGUUUGACCUGAAAGAUUUGUUAGUGACCUUAGCAAAAUACAAUAACUGGCCUCUGAUAUCAUUGUCAGUUUAUACCGACAUGAAGAAUGUUGAUAAAAAUAUUUUAUAUUUAGAUCAGCCGUCGCUGGGCAUGCCUGGACAGAAAUAUUACUUUAAAGAAAGAAAUGAUACAAUGAUCAUGGCGUAUGAAAAUCUGGCUGUGCAAGUUGCAACUAUGUUAGGUGCAGAUAAAACGGUAGCUGAACAAGAUAUGAAAGACAUGGUGGAUUUUGAAAUACUGAUAGCCAACAUAAGUGUACCAUCAGAGGAAAGGAGAGAUAGUGAAAAAUUAUAUAAUAAAAUGACCAUAGCUCAACUUGCUCAAAAUUAUUCAGAGUUUGAUUGGUUAGGAUAUAUCAAUUCUAUAAUGUCAUCACCUAAAAUACAAAUAGAUAUCACAGAAGACGAAGAGAUCAUUAAUUAUUCACCGCCAUAUUUUGACAAACUGUUUUCAUUGCUUAAUAAUACUCCAAAAAGAACCCUCGCUAACUAUUGUACUUGGAGAAUAGUAAGACAUAGAAUUAGUUCACUUGGCAAAGCAUUCCGUGAUCUUAAUUUGGAAUAUUCUAAGGUAUUGUAUGGAACUUCAACAGAAUCUGCCAGGUGGAAGAAAUGUGUUGGAAAAGCCAAUAGUAUUUUAGGCAAAGUUGUUGGAAAAAUCUUUGUUGGAGAAGCUUUUGAUGAAGCAGCCAAAGCUGAUAUGUUGAAAUUAAUUGGAAAUUUGAAGGUAGCGUUUGAAGGACAACUGUUUUCAAACGAUUGGAUGGAUGAGUCAACAAGAAAAGCUGCCAAGGAAAAGUAUACCAUCACUGAAGAUGAAUAUUUUUCGAAUAUUAUUAAUUUCAUACAAGAGUCAGUAGCUGAGGAUCUCAGAGAACUCCGGAAACCAAUUGAUAAAACAAAGUGGAGCAUGGUGCCUUCGGCGGUAAAUGCUUAUUAUUCCUCAACAAGAAACGAAAUAGUCUUCCCAGCGGGGAUUCUACAGCCACCAUUCUAUCACAAAAAUUACCUGAAAGCUUUAAAUUAUGGAGGAAUUGGUAUGGUUAUAGGACAUGAAAUAACUCAUGGUUUUGAUGAUCAAGGUAGACAAUAUGAUAAAACUGGUUCGUUAAGACAAUGGUGGUCUGAUGAUGUUGUAGAAGUAUUUAAAACUAGAGCUCAGUGUGUGAUAGAACAGUACGGUAAUUUUACUGUUAAAGAAGCUGAUUUACAGAUCAAUGGUAUAAAUACACAAGGUGAAAAUAUAGCUGAUAAUGGGGCUAUAACACAGAGUUUCAAGGCAUACAGGCACUGGGUAUCUCAAGAAAGAAAUGAAGAACCAAAAUUACCUGGUUUAGAUUUCUCACCGAAUCAACUUUUCUUUAUAAAUUUUGCACAGGUAUGGUGUAACAGCAUGAGGAAACAAAGUGCUAUUAGCAGAGUGUUAACAGGUGUUCAUAGUCCUGGCAAAUUCAGGGUAAUUGGAACUCUUCAAAAUUCACCAGAUUUCGCCAAGACAUUUGGUUGUCCUGUAUCAAGUUAUAUGAACCCAGAGAAGAAGUGUAAAGUUUGGUAG